Molecule: messenger RNA, 1479 nt
Organism: Scheffersomyces coipomensis
Lineage: Eukaryota; Fungi; Ascomycota; Pichiomycetes; Serinales; Debaryomycetaceae
Product: MFS transporter
Exons: 1
Coding region: 1-1479 (492 amino acids)
Biological process (GO): transmembrane transport
Cellular component (GO): membrane
Molecular function (GO): transmembrane transporter activity
Source: RefSeq, a predicted model, not a curated record
AUGCUGGUUUUAACUGAUAAUAAGAUCAGAUCACCUUCUAAGGAUAUUAGUUAUUCACUUGACAUUACUGAAAUUGAUCCGUUUGAACGCCAAAACUCAAACACAAAUGAUCAAGUUUUAGAUAAAAGGCCUCCUUUGGAGUAUAGACCAACUGAAACUGAUGAAAUUGCAUUUGAACAUCAUGAACCUGCUUCUGAAGAUGAGAUCGAACUGGGUUUAGAAAUGGAAGAAGAAAUAGGUCCAUUAUCUUUUACCAAUCCACCAGGGAAUCUUCAUCGAGUCAUAACUGCUUGCAUUUGGGUAUUUACUUUAGGUUGUUCUGAUGGUUCUGUGGGAGUUUUAUUGAAUUAUAUCGAACUUCAAUAUAAUAUAUCCUAUAGUGUUUCUUCAUUAUUAUGGUUGAGUAAUGCUGUGGGCUAUAUAUUAGUUGCAGCCCUUGCAAGUAAGAUUCAAACCCAUUUAGGAAGAAAAUCAACCACUAUUGGUUGUGUUUUCUCUGUUAUAAUGUAUUCAAUUGUUCUGUCGGGACUGAAAUUUCCUUUGAUAGUAGCUGGGUUUUUCUUUGGAGGGAUCGGAGUCGGAAUUUGUGUAUCACAGUUUAAUGUAUUUGUUAGUAGAUUGGAAAAAUCAUCUACUGCGUUAGGUUAUUUUCAUGGUUGUUAUGGGUUAGGUGCAUCUGUAUCUCCUUUGAUUGCUACUGCACUUGUUGAAGCUGGCAUUAAAUGGCAUUAUUAUUAUUUGAUUUUAAUCGGCUUAAUGGUAUUUAAUACAGGUAAUACUUACUAUGCAUUUAUUUAUAAAGGAGAUGAAUUAAAACCAUGGGAUGCUGAAGAAUCUAAAGAAGGCGAACAAGAUCUUAUGAAAGAAGCUAUCAAAAAUAAAUUAACCUGGAUGACUUCCUUUUUUGUAUUGGUUUAUCAGGGAGCUGAAGUUGCAAUUGGUGGUUGGGUCACAACAUAUUUAAGGGAAUAUCGUAAACAUAAUGAGGCUUCUAUUGGUUAUGUUGCUUCAGGGUAUUGGUUUGGUGUUACAUUUGGAAGAUUAGUUCUUACUAGAUUGAUUCAUAAGCUUAUAGGUGCGAGAAGAGGUAAUUCAAUAUUGGGUGUCUUGGCAAUUAUUUUUAUCUUGCUAACAUGGUUGAUUCCAAGUUUACCUAUAGAGAUUUUAACAAUUACCUUAAGUGGUAUUUGUAUUGGCCCAAUUUAUCCAUUAUUAAUGACUUAUGUUGUUCUGGAAGGGCUACUUCCGAGAAAAAUUCAGGUUGUGUCCUUGACUAUUACGACGGCAUUUGGAUCUUCUGGUGGUGCUAUUUUCCCAUUUAUUGUUGGAUUAAUUUCUCAAUUUACAGGCACUUUCGUGGUUUUUCCACUGUGUAUAGCUUUGUUUUCAGCUAUGUUGGUUCUUUGGUUGUCUAUGCCCAAUACUAGAUACAGAAAUAUUGCUAAAGGCAAGUUAGGAAGAUUUAAACAAGUAUGGUAA